Molecule: messenger RNA, 1204 nt
Organism: Meloidogyne enterolobii
Lineage: Eukaryota; Metazoa; Nematoda; Chromadorea; Rhabditida; Meloidogynidae
Source: the annotation of a GenBank genome assembly
AUGUCAACAGGUCGCCGUAUCCUUUCGGAAGGCGAAAAAGAACAAAUAAUAUUUCCUCCUUCCCAAAACAAUGAAAAUGAAAUUAUUGAAAAAAUACAAAAAAGGGUUAAAAAUAAAGAAAAUUUAAUAGUCGAGGAAGAGAUUGAGGAAGAAAAAGAUGAAAAAUCUUUUUGUAAGGAUACCCACGAACUUUGUUGUUUUUGGGCGGUAGCUGGUGAAUGUAAUAAUAAUCCCUUUUGGAUGAGGGUAAAAUGCCCUAUGACAUGUGGAACGUGUGGGUGUAAAGUCAAAAAUGCCAAUAGAUGUAAAUCAACUGGUGUCAAAUGUAUUUUGCCUACCACAACAACUACCACAACAGAAGCAACCACUUCCACAACUUCAACAAGUACAUCAAGAAGUACACCAACUUCAAUAAGUACACCUACUCCCCCUCCCUCGACUUCAACCACACCUUCGAAUAGAAGAAGACCCCGUCCAACAGCUCCCCCAAAAAUGCCUGGGCAUCGUCCACAAAGGCCGAAGCAACCCAAAUCUACAAGUACAACCACAAAACGCCCAAAAAUUGUUAGUCAAGAGAAAGAAUAUCCACCCCUUAUAGCCCCCUUUAUUUCUUCGUUUGGUGAUGGUGGUGGUGGUGGUGGUGGUGAUAGUAAUAAAAUUGAUAAUUUUGAUAAUUUAUUUAAUCGUGAUUAUUCCGAGGAAGUAGAAGAACCCCGAAUCGAAACAACUCUAAUCCCCUUUAAAAAACAUUCAAUUACUUUUACUCGCUCAACUCAGAUUUAUGAGGAAGAGGAUUUUAAUAGAAAUGAAAAGAAGCUUAAAGAGGGCGAAAAGAAGAAGAAAAUUAAUUUGAAGGAUAAGACAACUCCUCUCGUUCCCAUAACAUCACCAACAGAAACAUCAAAAACAUUGACAACCAUAAAAACAUCAAUAAACACAACAAUAAUAACAACAACCAAACAAACAUGUUUUAAUUACCACAAAUUGUGUGAAUUUUGGGCAGAGAUGGGAGAAUGUUUGGCAAGUAGCAAUCCCUUUUGGAUGCGUCCACAUUGCCAGAAAUCGUGUUCGUCGUGUGGGGAAACAUUGGGUGAUAUUUCUACUCCAACACCUAGAAGAGGUUAGAGAAAGGAGAAAAACAAUGUUUUUCUUGUCUAGCAAAACUUCAAAUAAAAAUUCCCUAAAUCUCUCGUUAUCUCUGUUA